Messenger RNA from Torulaspora delbrueckii, 561 nucleotides. It is a transcript of the gene MCM16, whose product is annotated as Mcm16p. Bases 1 to 561 code for a protein of 186 amino acids. The transcript has a single exon. The record is from RefSeq and is a predicted model, not a curated record. Lineage: Eukaryota; Fungi; Ascomycota; Saccharomycetes; Saccharomycetales; Saccharomycetaceae.
AUGGAAAGGGUUCAAGAACUAGAACGCGAGCACGUUCAAUUGUAUGGUGAACUUCUAAAAGCACUCGAUAAGCUCUACCAGCUUCAACGUGGCCAUGGCAGGAUCAGAGACAAGGACGCUGAAAGCACCCUGGCUACCAGACGACAGCUUCAGAUGAGUAUUGAGAAGAGUGCUGCAAUGAUAAGAACUUUGGAAAGAUUGCUGAAAUACGAAGGCAAUCCAGACAUGGGAUUGACCACUACUGAAGACCUUCUUGCGUUGAGGUUGGGCAAGCUAAUGCAAGAGAACUACGAGAUGGACUAUGAUGUUGCCGAAUUUAUGAAAAGAGAGGACAAAGUACGACAAGAACUCAGAGAAGAAAGAUUACAAUACUCGCGAUUGACCACUAGAUUGAGGGAACUUAGCGACAAGAUUAAUAGCCAGAAAGAUACUCCUGAUGAGUCUGACAAGAUAAAAAGUAUUCCCACGCUAGGACGGUCUGAAAUCAUAGAUCAAAAUGAAAGAAUCGAAGAAUUACUGAUAGCACUCAAGAUUCACGGUGGUUACGAUCCAAUGCUGUAA